Arctia plantaginis is the source of this 3084-nucleotide messenger RNA. The record is from the annotation of a GenBank genome assembly. NCBI's taxonomy places the organism in Eukaryota, Metazoa, Arthropoda, Insecta, Lepidoptera, Erebidae.
AUGGUGAAGGCUCUCCUAGCAAAAAGGUUGCAAACCGCUGAUCUAAUGAGUCCACCACCUGGUCUAUUUUUAUACAAUUUCUUUGUGAAUGCGGCGUACAUGUUUGUUGCGUCGGAUGGCACAGUCGAGCACGUACCACCGUAUAGGAUGCCGCCGGCGCCGGACGCGGCGUUACCCGGUGCACCGGCCCCAUCAGCACCUGCUGCUCUUCACACACACUCCGCGAAGUUCCCUAUAGAACGCGAAGUGAUCCUUUCAUCUGGUGACAAAAACUCCAAAGUACCGAUACUACAGGAGGCCAGAAAGAGAGGCAGGCUCGGUGCAGUGGCUCCUGAUGCCCCACCGAAGGCUCUCUCAGCUUGGACACAUGCUGAGAAUCAACAAGCCGGCACUUCAGCUGAGUUUAGGCAGUACCAUGAUCAAUACGGAUACAACGUGAACCAGAAUCAAGGAGCUGUCCCAAGAAACAUACAGAAUUAUGAUUCCCCAAAACCUCCCAUACCAGCUAAGACUUAUGGCAAAGUAGACACCCCAAACAAUUCGCAAUUAAUAACUGUGACUGUUGAAACGGGCAAAGAUAACACAAGAGAUGCACCCAAAAGCGCAAAAUCUGUAAGUAAAACUUACCAUACACUCAAAGAUAUGAUCUCAAGCAGAUUUAAAAGUAAAGAUGCCAAUGAUGGUGAUAAAAGUAAUGAGCAAGAGCCAGGAUUGAAUAAUAGUGAGGAGAGGAAAAGACCAGAGAUUGAAAGACGGCCCGAGCCGCCUGAACAGGUGACGCCUAGAGAGAACGGCCCUAGGAAGGUAGAGCAGGGGAUUUAUGGAAGGCCAAUGACACAGACGAGGCCAGAAAUGCAGUACAGCCACGGACUCACCAACAAUAUGGCAUAUCCUAGUCCUUCACCACACAGGCAACUGAUGCAGCAGCAAAUGGUCCACUCACAAAUGAUGAUGAGCCCCCAGGCUAGAUCUCAGGAAAUGUUGGCGAGCACUCCUCACCGACAGCCGCAAGCCCUCGGUGCAGAUGCCUUGUAUCAACAGUACGGCCCUCCCGGCCGGAGGAGUGCUUUGUAUCAGAGGGAUUUAGAUGUCAGAUCUAUGGCUAACUUCACAUCAUUGAAGAGUGGUCCCCAAACUCAGUUUGACAAUUCACAUUCAAGACCCGAUCUCAGAAGUCCACAGCAAUUAGAAAGAGAAAUAAUCAGACAAAGAGGCUUAGUUGAAGGGAGACGUGCAGCUUCACAUCCUCACCUUCUAGACGAGCCCCAUCACAGACCCGAAGUCACUACUCCUCAAAUACAUGAUCAAGGAAGACGAAACUCUCAUGGAAAUCUGUUAGAAGUGGCCAAUGAAAUACCUCGACAUUGCGAAGAACGGGAAUCUGAUGACGGUGGCUUUCGGGCUAGGCUUGCUGCUCAAGGCAGGUCUAGCUUUGAAGAGAGAAUCCGUACAAGUGGAAGGUCUGUAGAGUCUCAUAGACAAGAAAAUGCUUACAGAAGAACCCCUGAUAUGCAUAAAGAACGACGAACACCGGACACCCACAAAGAACGUAGAACGCCGGAUAGUCACAAAGAAAGAAGAACCCCAGACUCUGUAAGACAAAAAAGAGAUGAAGCAUCCACUUCUCAAGAUAGAAUUAACGAUGAGAGUGCAAGUCAAAAGUCUGCCGAUAGCGUGUACAAUUCUAGUGGGAAAGUGGAAGUUUACAAUCCUCAGCCGUCUUCUUCGAGGCAGACGCCGAAUAGGAUAGAAGAUUUGAAAGCUCACGGGAAGAAAGGAGCAGGGUCAGGCGCUAGUUCAGAUUACGACAAAAACGGCGGUCAGUCAUCCAACGUGGACUCAGGUCGCGGCAGCGUGGCGUACUCUAGCGGCAGACGACCAGAACCAUUACACGACACCUCAGCUGAUUCCGACGCGCUGGGAACUCGCCAGCCGCAGCCUGGAACCAGCCAACAACCUCCUGUACCAACUGUUGAAAACGACUGGGUGGAAUGUGAACUUCGACACAUAUUAGAACCAAAACUGGCGGGUAUGAGGCUGGACUCCUCUGCCUCGUCAGACACGUCAGUCACUCCUCCCCUACCACCGCUGUCCCCGUCUUCUGAUAUGCACAAGAGGAACAGUCUCCCGGGGAGAUCAUCAGAGUACCCAGAAGAGAGGAGACGCGGCCGCGAGUCGCCGCGCUGGCACUCCCACUCACACAAGAAACACUCUUCCAAACGAGAUCACCAUUACAAAAAGCAUUUAUUCGGUCUGGACACGACGGACGUGACGUCCACGACGACCCGCAGCCUGGACCUGUCGUCGCUGCUGGAGGGGCGCUCGGACAGCUCCGCGUCGGGCUCGGCGCGCGCCAUCCGGCGCCAGCUGCGCGGGCUCGAGAACAUGUACGCCGAGGUGCUGCAGCUGCUCGGCGUCAGGAAACCCGCCAGCCUCGCCAAGCAACCCACCUGGGAGUCCAGGUUAUCGUCAAAGCGUCGUUACGGCAGCAUGUCCUCUCUCCCCUCCAGCUCCGUCAGUAGUCGGCCCGUGAGGGACAAGAGACGGAGUACUACAGAGCAUAGGAAGAAACAUGAUUAUAAGGGCAUAAACAAGCGGUUCCAGCGCCUAGAGUCCCACGUUGUGACAUUAGCUCGGUCAGUUGCUCAUCUAUCCAGCGAGAUGCGGACCCAGCAUCUCGUCAUGCAAGAGAUGGACAACAUCAGGGCGGAGAUCACCGCCCUUAGACAUAUGUACAAAUCCCAGCAGUACAUCAGGUCAGGUCACCACGGCCGCCAACUGGACCCGUACUCCUUCAGCAACCCUGAUCGUGUGAAGAGACUCACCAAGUUCUUCGGUGACGAGCCUCCGCUCAUGAGGUUGUUCCUUAAGAAGCUUGGCUAUGAGAAAUACGCAGCUUUAUUAGAAAAGGAGAAAGUGGGAGCAGCAGAAUUGCCCUACGUUGGCGAGGACAAACUUCGAGCACUUGGCGUUCCCUUGGGACCCCGGAUGAGGAUAUUGAAGGAAGCUGGCAUUCACCAGGAGCUGCACCAUUUGUCAAGAGACGAUCCACACAACACAACGACCACGCUAGCUAUCGUUUAA